Messenger RNA from Harmonia axyridis, 3638 nucleotides. RefSeq names its product netrin-B-like. The record is from RefSeq and is a predicted model, not a curated record. Lineage: Eukaryota; Metazoa; Arthropoda; Insecta; Coleoptera; Coccinellidae. The transcript is spliced from 7 exons. Bases 207 to 2222 code for a protein of 671 amino acids. Gene Ontology annotation, molecular function: protein binding.
CCAGUUCCUAACAGACAGCGGAUCGCCAGUUCUCAACUGCAUCAGACCGGAGAGUCAGUCAUCCCACGAUCGUCGAGAGCACAACCAGAGACCGGCGGUCUAUCGGUCUAUACGUCGUGCGUCGCGCUAUUCGCGGUGUAUUCCGAAGUGAACCUGUGAAAUGGUGCGUUGAUUUUUUCGCGAAAUUCUUCUAGUGCUCUUUAACCAUGCUUACCCUCACGGUGAUCUUGAUCACCCUAUCCGCCAUCCGUUGCGAAGACAAGUACUUGUUCAAAGAUCAAAAAAUUCCGGAUGAUCCCUGUUACGAUGAGGACCGUCCUAAGUCUUGCGUGCCGGAGUUUGUCAACGCAGCUUUCGGGAUGAACGUUAAAGCCUCGUCCACUUGUGGAGUUGUCGCACCUGUACACUAUUGCGAAUCGACGGAAGCUGGAGCGACACCACAGUGUCACAUUUGUGACGAUCGUCAACCGAAGACGAGAUUCCCAGCUUCUUAUCUGACAGAUCUGAAUAAUCCUAGUAAUAUGACUUGUUGGAGGUCUGAACCAUUACCUCCAGCUACAUCUAUAGAUGCUCCGCCAGAUAAUGUCACCCUUACCUUGAGUCUGGGGAAGAAAUACGAGCUAACGUAUGUCAGUCUACAAUUUUGUCCUCACACUCCGAAACCGGACUCGAUCGCCAUAUUCAAAAGUAUGGAUUACGGGAAGACCUGGCAGGCUUUCCAGUUUUACUCCAGCCAAUGCAGGAGAGUUUACGGGAGACCAAACAGGGCCACCAUUACGAAAGCGAACGAGCAAGAAGCUAGAUGUACAGACGCCCAUCGUUACACCGGAGGUGACAGCUUAGGCUUCGGCCAAACCCCGAGGAUCGCUUUCAGCACCUUGGAAGGGCGUCCCAGCGCCAUGGACUUCGACGUCUCCUCAGUCCUGCAAGACUGGGUGACGGCGACCGAUAUAAAGGUCGUUUUUAAUCGUCUCCACAUGCCGGUGUCGGACAACCUAGACUUACCCCCGAUCGACGAGCAUUUGUUGUCGGGCAAAGACGAGUACUUCACGAAAGAGCCUUCCGUUCAGGUUGUGAACGAGAUGCAAGCCUUCGAAACGGAUGAUCCGAAGACGGGUGCGAACACGAUCAUGAACACGUUUCAGCAACAGCAUCAGGUGACCCAUCAGUAUGCGGUGGCGGAUCUGUCGGUAGGCGGUAGAUGCAAAUGCAAUGGACACGCGAGCCGUUGCGUUGUCGGUAAGGAUGGACAGUUGGCCUGCGAGUGUAAGCACAACACGGCUGGAAGAGAUUGCGAGAGAUGCAAGCCGUUCCAUUUCGAUCGGCCUUGGAGUAGGGCUACGUCUAGGGAUGCCAACGAAUGUAAAGCAUGCGAGUGUAACCAACACGCACGACGGUGUCGCUUCAACAUGGAACUCUACAAGUUGUCGGGAAGGGUCUCGGGAGGAGUGUGCCUGAAAUGUCGACAUUUCACAGCUGGAAGGCAUUGUCACUACUGCAGAGAAGGAUACUACAGAGAUCCCAACAAACAGAUUACCCAUCGAAAAGCUUGUAAACCUUGUGACUGUCAUCCCAUAGGAGCUUCAGGGAAAACUUGUAAUCAAAAUAGCGGACAAUGUCCUUGUAAAGAUGGAGUUAUAGGAAUAACUUGCAACAGAUGUGCCAAAGGAUAUCAGCAGAGUCGAUCACAUAUAGCACCAUGCAUCAAAAUUCCAGUAGUUCAAAUGAUGGCAACAGAAGAAGAAGAUGACGGAUAUGGUGGUGAGAAUCCUGACUCAAAUGGAGGAGCUGAAGGCAAUGGUGAUACAUGUGGAAAAUGCAAAGCUGCGACGAGGAGGCUGAACUUGAACAAAUAUUGUAAAAGAGAUUUUGCCAUCAUGGCGAGAGUUUUAUCUCACAUCGACAAUAGCGAAGAUGAACACACCAAAGGAUGGGUUCGAUUUAUGAUUUACGUAGAAUAUAUUUAUAAGAAGAAUAGAGAUUCACGAAUCCGAAAAGGUACGAUGAUUAUGGUUGUACCUGAAACAGACCUCAACUGUAAAUGUCCGAAAAUUAAGGAUGGAAAACAAUACUUGUUCCUGGGAAGGGAGAAAGAUGAUUCGCCAGGGGGCACCAUAUCUGGCAACUUAGGGAUCACCCAGCGAUCUAUUGUUAUCGAAUGGAGGGACGAAUGGGACCAGAGAAUGAGAAGAUUUAGACGUAGAGCCAGGAAAUGCAACUGAAUUUCCCUUUCCUAGUUGAGAAUGUUCAGCUUAAAAAAACAAUCGACGUAUUCUGUAAAAUCGAAUGAUGAGCUGACAGUUUUACUGUGAUUUAUGUAUGUCGUAUUUCAGUAUUCUGAAUUUUUGAAAUUCCGAGGGAGCUUCUCAAGUAACCUAACAAUGCACUGUACCAAAUGCAUUUUUAUAGUGACUAUUGGUUAAUCUCCAAUUAUUUAUUAGACAACAGCUGUAACUUCCAUGUUUUAUAUUAUGUAAAUAUUUUUCGUCUUGAGAUAAAUGUCUAUUAGUGUUUAAAUGAUUUAUUUAUUUUACUCAGAAGUGAAUGUUGAGUGGUAGAGAACCGAAUAAUAGUCAUUCAUUUGAAAAUUUUAUUUAUUGUGUAUUUCUCUACAAAAUAUAUUCUUCUCAACUACUUCAUCAGAUUAUGAAAAUUGAAAACAUUUUUUGAUCGUACAAAAUCGAAUAAUUUCGAUAGUUUAAUUCAGAUUACUAAAUUAUGUAUUUUCUAUUCUUGCCGUAAAUAUAUAUCUAACAAUUAAUAAUGCACAAAUUUAGCCAUUCACGUAAUGUUUACAAUAACUUCAUAAUAAAAAUCUCAUUGAAAAUUACUCACUUCUAUUACUUUUGAAAAAUGGUCCCCAAAGUUCUGAUAUAAUUUCUCAUGUACUUAAUGAUUUUUCCCUUUCCAUACUCCAGUAAUGUACUUUAGACAUGAGUUGUUGAAAUGGAUGACUAUUCUGAAUUUCUGUGAGUGGUAAAGACUGAAUGGGAAGAAAUUAGGAUAAGAUUGUACAGUAUUAAAAAGGCAGCAUGGAUAAGAUAGCAAUUAUAUAGAUACAACUCCUAGAAUGUUAUAACCUAUUCGAAAUUUCAAAUCUUAUUAUUGUCGUAGGUAUACAUAAUUAUAAGGCAUAUACCUAGUUCCUAGCGGAUAACAUUCAAUAAUAUCUUCAUGUUCUAGAAAUAUUUAUACUCAAUUGUAGACUUUAGACUAGGUAUUUCGAUGUUGUUAACAUAUCAAAUUUUAACGUGUUCCAGCAAUACUGUAACAUAACCUGCUGCAUGAUGUCAUGAUGUUCGAACUAUAAUCUAUUCCUGCCAUUAUUUUCAAUCAGUUUCUCGAAUUCAUCCAGAAAUGUGACGUGAAAUAUUAUGAUUCAGAAAUUUCAAGUACCCAUACCUACUUUCAUUGAUCAAAUACGUAACAAUUUGCCUAUACCCUUUCAAACUAUAACUCACUCUACUUACUAUUUACGUCACAUUCCUGAAAAAUUCUUGCACAAAUAAUUUUUGUUAGUCUGUUUUGAGAUACCUCAACUUUUUGGAAUAAUUCGAGUCAUAUGGAUCAAUUUGAAGUUAUGAAUUGUAAAUUAAUUGUGUACCUUCCAUUCAAUAAAGAUUACAAUACCUACACAA